Messenger RNA from Racocetra persica, 151 nucleotides. The record is from the annotation of a GenBank genome assembly. Lineage: Eukaryota; Fungi; Glomeromycota; Glomeromycetes; Diversisporales; Gigasporaceae.
UAUAUGAAUGCAAAUGAUGCAUAUUUGCGAUUGUCUAUUGGGAAUGCACCCUGGCCCAUUGGUGUUACUAUGGUUGGUAUUCACGAACGUUCCGCACGUGAAAAGAUUUUUUCAGCACAAGUUGCACAUGUGCUUAACGAUGAAACAACGC